Paramecium sonneborni is the source of this 1065-nucleotide messenger RNA. The record is from the annotation of a GenBank genome assembly. Lineage: Eukaryota; Ciliophora; Oligohymenophorea; Peniculida; Parameciidae.
AUUCAACAAAAUGUCCUAAAUAAAUUAAUAAUUGCUAAGGUCAUUACUUGUAGACCCUGAAAAUAUUGAUGAACAUUUAUUAUGUGGCAUCUGCCAUUUAUUAGUUUGUAAUCCAAAAGAAUGUGAAUCUUGUUAACAAUUAUUUUGUUUAGAAUGUAUUUAAGAUUGGAUGAAAAGAAAAAGUAAGAUUAUAAACUAGUUUAGAAACUUGCCCCUACAGAUGUUCUGAAAAUGAAAUUAAACUUAAAGAACCUCAUAGAUAUGUCAAGAAUACUAUAUCACAUCUAAAUAUUAAAUGUUCUAAUGAAGAUUGUGAUAAAAUUAUAGAAUUAGGAUAAAUAGAUCAUCAUGUUAAAGAAUGUUUAUAUACAACACAAAAUUGUCAGAAUGAAGGAUGUGGAGAAAAAAUAAAAAAUUUUAAAUUGGAAGAGCAUAGAUAAAAAUGUUAAUUUAGAAAAGUUAUUUGUGAUCAAUGUCUAAUAAGUUAUCCACUAAAUUAAAAUCAUAAUUGUUUUAAAACUUUGAAUUAAAAGAUUGAAGAUUAAAACUUAAUUAUUAACUAGCUUAAAAAAAUGAUUGAAGAUUAAAAUUCAAUCAUUAACUAGCUUAAAUAAACUGUACUUUAAUAGUAGAUUGAUUAAUAAUAAAUUUAAUAACUAUAAAAAUUAGGGCGAGCACUUUAAUAAUAAAAAGAUUAAACAUGUGAAAAUGGCCAUAACUUGAUUUGGGUUUAAGCAAUAUAUAGGCAAUAAUGUAGUUCAUGCUAAUAAUUUAAUGAAAUUGCAAGAUUUAAGUGCUAAUAAUGCAAUAAAAUUUAUUGUCAAAAAUGCAAAAAAGCAUGUUUUAAGGAUUAAAAAUGUCCUGCAAAACAUUAACUAUAAUAUAAAUCAAUUGUAAUUAUUUUAGUCAAAUCAAUAAAUAGGCCUCGUAGACCAUAACUUGUGAUUUUUGUAGUUAGAGGCCUUUUUUUAAAGGUGAAGGAGUCUGGAGUGAUAGAGAAUGUGACUUUGAUAUUUGCGUUUCCUGUUAUAAUAAAGAAUAAUCAUGAAAUAAAUAAAAUAUGCA